UUUUUCAACUAAAAGCACAAUUCAAAAGUGACAAAAGUUUGUGCGCAAGACUGAGCUAGCAAAUGGGUGCUUCAGCUUCUCUGUUGCUAGCAUUUCUAAUGUCACUUCUACUUGCUAUGAGCUGCCUCUUGUCCCUUCCUCAGUUUGCCAAUGCAGGCAUUACUAGGCAUUACAAGUUUGAUAUAGUAAUGGCCAAUUACACAAGACUCUGUUACACUAAGAGUAUGGUGACAGUGAACGGUCAGUUUCCAGGACCUCCCCUGAUUGCCAGAGAAGGUGAUCGUGUUCUAGUGAAGGUGGUCAAUCAUGUCUCCAACAAUAUCACCAUCCAUUGGCAUGGAGUUAGACAACUACAGAGUGGAUGGGCAGAUGGACCAGCAUAUAUCGCUCAAUGCCCUAUUCAAACAAAUAACACUUAUGUUUACAACUUCACCAUCACAGGACAAAGAGGAACUCUCUUAUGGCAUGCUCACUACUCUGCACUUAGAGCUACUGUCUACGGACCCAUUAUCAUUCUCCCUCAGCUCAAUGCUUCUUAUCCAUUUCCCAAACCAUACAAGGAAGUCACCAUCUUAUUUGGAGAAUGGCAAAAUUCUGAUCCCGAGGAAAUCAUUAACCAGGCUUUACAGACUGGAGGUCCCCCAAAUGUCUCUAAUGCCUUCACCAUUAAUGGACUUCCAGGUCCAUUAUAUAAUUGCUCAGCAAAAGAUACAUACAGGCUAAGGGUGAAGCCAGGAAAGAUAUAUUUACUCAGAAUUAUUAGCGCUACAAUCGAUCACGACCUCUUUUUCACCAUAGCAAAUCACAGUGUCACUGUAGUUGAAGCUGAUGCAGGUUAUAUUAAGCCUUUUAAAACUGAUCUUUUGCUCAUUUCUCCAGGACAAACUACAAACGUGCUCCUUGAAACAAAACCUAUAGCCCCUAAUGCAAAAUUCUUGAUGUUAGCUAGACCAUAUUCAACUUCUCAAGGUGCAAUUGAUAAUACAACUGUUGCUGGAAUUCUCGAGUAUGAAACUUCAUUAAAUUCUUCAUCCAAAUGUGAAAGACCUAUAUUCAUUAAACCAUCACUUCCUCCUAUCAAUUCAACAGCUAUUGCAGCGAAUUACACAAGAAGAUUUCGCAGACUGGUUAAUGAUCAAUUCCCCAUUAAUGUUCCUCAAAAAGUAGACAAGAAAUUUUUCUUCACAGUAGGUCUAGGAGCCAAUCCAUGCCCAGAAAAUCAGACAUGUCAAGGACCUAAUGGCACAAAAUUUUCAGCUUCUGUCAACAAUAAUUCCUUUGUUUUACCUUCAACAGCAAUUCUUCAAGCCUAUUAUUUUAGAAAAUCAAAUGGGGUCUAUACAACUGAUUUUCCUGGAGUUCCUCCUGAACCAUUUAACUACACUGGUCCACCACCAAAUAAUACUUUUGUUUCAAAUGGAACUAAAGUUAUGGUGCUACCAUUUAAUGCUAGUGUCGAGGUAGUCUUGCAGGGUACAAGCAUUUUGGGUAUUGAAAGCCACCCUUUUCAUCUUCAUGGCUUCAAUUUCUUUGUUGUUGGCCAGGGAUUUGGAAACUUUGAUCCUAAUAAGGACCCUAAAAAUUAUAAUCUAGUUGAUCCUGUUGAAUUGAACACUGUUGCUGUGCCUUCUGGUGGGUGGGUAGCAAUACGGUUUUCCACAGAUAAUCCAGGAGUAUGGUUUAUGCACUGCCACUUUGAUGUUCAUCUAAGCUGGGGCUUGGAUAUGACAUGGCUUGUCCUUGAUGGAAAGCUUCCUAAUGAGAAGCUACCUCCUCCGCCAUCUGAUCUUCCCAAAUGUUGAUCAUCAAUAAUGCCAUGUACGCUGCUUAAUUAAGUUUCAAUUAUUGUCUUAAUUGGAUUUUGCCUUUGGGAGAAUUCUUCCUAACUUGCCCAAGGACCCCAACUGUUUGUUACUUUCUUUGGUGUAUUUUUGCUCACAUUUCUUUGUCUACAAUUUUACUGUAUUAGACCUUAGAAGAAUGCCGUGUUUAAUGAUUAGGUGGUCUUUUCUCAUGCAUGAAAUGAUCAGCUGUUGAAUUGAAAUCCUUCAUGUAACUUCAACAGUUGAUGAUUUAGUGUGCAUUUUUUCAAAUUUAUGAAUUUUACUUUUUACUCUU
Ricinus communis (castor bean) is the source of this 2118-nucleotide messenger RNA. RefSeq names its product laccase-2. The transcript is spliced from 6 exons. The coding region runs from base 63 to 1802 and encodes 579 amino acids. NCBI's taxonomy places the organism in Eukaryota, Viridiplantae, Streptophyta, Magnoliopsida, Malpighiales, Euphorbiaceae. The record is from RefSeq and is a predicted model, not a curated record. Gene Ontology annotation, cellular component: apoplast. Gene Ontology annotation, biological process: lignin catabolic process. Gene Ontology annotation, molecular function: copper ion binding; hydroquinone:oxygen oxidoreductase activity.